This is a messenger RNA of Gopherus flavomarginatus (Mexican gopher tortoise), 9112 nucleotides long. It is a transcript of the gene CC2D2A, whose product is annotated as coiled-coil and C2 domain containing 2A. The coding region runs from base 239 to 5098 and encodes 1619 amino acids. Gene Ontology annotation, biological process: non-motile cilium assembly; protein localization to ciliary transition zone. Gene Ontology annotation, cellular component: ciliary transition zone. The transcript has 38 exons. The record is from RefSeq and is a predicted model, not a curated record. NCBI's taxonomy places the organism in Eukaryota, Metazoa, Chordata, Testudines, Testudinidae.
ACUUUCCCUUCCUUUUGACUGUAUUUUCAAAAAAUAAUUAAAAAUAAAUAAGCUGAGGUUUUCCUGCAUUUAUUUAUCAGGAAAAGAUUUCCUGAUUCUGUCCCUUUAAAAACAAAUCACAGUGACCUUCCUUAGCAACCUUGUUGCUAAGAUGGGCAUUUUUGUUAUGCCAGACUGUUGAUUGCAACUUCAGAAGUACUGCUUAAGAAAAUCCAGUCAGGUAUCGAUUGCUGCAAACAUGAAUUUCAACGAAGAAUCCCAGAUGAUGGCUAUGGAGGAGGUGUUAGGCGAGCACCAGGCCUCCGCGGAAAAGCUGAAGCGGACUCCGAGAGCUCAGCCCCGGCGCAGAGAGCAGCCCCUGCUGGAGGCGGUUGGUCCCGCUGUGCUGCUGGCGGAGGAGGCGGAGAAGGACGGAGCCGGGAUGGCGGCGCCUGCAGCCGCUGCCCGAGCACCGCGCAGCUUGCCUCCUGUCCCUUCUACGUCAAGAACAAGCUUUGCAGAAUUUUCCAUUAGGGAACGGAUGAGAGAAAAAUUAAAAGCUGCAAGGUCUAAAGCAGAAAAUGCUUUACUGCAAGAAGGUCCAAAUCCAAGACCAAGGCACUUAAAAAGCCUCAAGCAGAGAGAGUCAGAAACUAGAUGGGAAAAAGAGUCUGAAGAUGAGUCAAGGCACAUGCAAGAGGAUGAAUCCCAGAUGUCUUCUAGAGUCAAGUUUCGUGAUUCCGUCAAAAAACUCAAGCAAAAGUCACAUGUCCAGACUGAUUUUCCUUCUGCUGAAGAAGCCUAUAAGUUUUUUACUUUCAGUUUUGAUCCUGAGCCAGAGAAUAUAAAGGAUGAAACUAAGAGCAAAAAGAAGAGUGAAUCAAAUCAGGAGGAAGAGGAAGGGGAAGAACUGGAAUCUAUAGUAAGCCAUCAGCAAGAACAAACAGAGGAUGGAAUGGAUGAAGAGGACUGCCUUGUUAAUAAUAGAGAAGAUUUAUUCAUUAUAGAUCAAAUGGCUCGUGAUUUUCUAGUAGUAAAACCUGCAGACUACAAAAGCUAUUCUGAGCGACUACAGAAGGAAAGAGAAAUUUUGUUCACUCCAAGCAUCCUAACAGUGCCUAUGUCUCUGAAGGUGCCUGAAAACAUGCAGCCGAGGUACCUAGAAGAUGAGGGUCUUUACACAGGAGAAAGGCCCAUAGUGUCACUAUCUAAUCAAAACAUUCUAGAGAACAGAAUACUGAGACAGGAGCAGGGAAAAAGGUGGUUUGGAGAUGAUGGAAAACUCUUAGCAUUGCCUAGUCCAAUUAAACAAUCUUCUACGAGACCGCCAAUAUUUUCAUUGGAGGAAGGCAUAGAACCAGAACUUGAAACAUUGUAUAGAAAGGCAAUGAAACCUAUGCAUGCCAACCAAUAUAUUGUUGGAUCUGGGGACCCUCAGGGACAGUUUCAACUGGACGUUGAUAUUUCUGGGUUAAUAUUCACCCAUCAUCCCUGUUUUAGCCGUGAACAUGUUCUGGCAGCCAGAUUGGCUCAGUUGUAUGAUCAAUAUCUAGCAAGAAGACAGCAAAACCUUACCAAACUCCUUACAGAUAAGCUUCAUGCUCUGAGGAAUGCUGUACAGAGUAGUUUGGACAACAGUGGAACCAGUGUCCCAAAUUCUGUAGCACAACAGAGCGUAACUGAAUAUAAAUUUGUAAUCAGGCAAACCAGAAGACUUCGUGAUGCUGAACAAGAAAAAGACCGAACGUUGCUGAAGACUAUUAUAAAAGUUUGGAAAGAAAUGAAAUCCCUGCGUGACUUUCAGAAGUUUACUAACACACCCAUGAAACUCUAUUUGAGAAAGGAAGAGGUUGACCAGAGAUCAGAUAAAAAAAUCUAUGAAGCAGAAAUUCAGGCUGAAAUAAAUGAACUAUUAGAAGAAUACAUAGAAGAGUAUGAAAAGAAAAUGGAAGAAUACAAAACUGAGCUACAAGAGUGGAAAUCUUGGAAAAAGGCACAGAAGACCAAGAAGAAAAAGAAAAUAAAACAAAGUCAAGACCAAGAGGAAGAAGAAGCAGAGAACUCAGAAUAUGUUGAGGAACCAGUAAAACCCAUCCCUCCUAAGCUGGCUGAUAGCCUGGAGGUAGAGCAACAAGUUAGAGAAAAAGCCAUCAACAUCAGGAGGAAACCUGGAGAACCUGUUUUAAUUCCUGAGUUGAGCCUGAUGGGAAGUGUAACUCCUAAUGAUCUGUGCCCCAGGGCAGAAGUUUUAAGACGAGAAGAUGUAAAGAAACGUUCAGUGUUUUUAAAAGUUCUUUUCAACACUAAAGAAGUGUCGAGGACCAUCAGCCGGCAAAUAAGCUCAGACUUCAGAGUUCACUUUGGACAAAUUUUCAAUUUGAAAAUAUUCAAUUGGCCAGAGAGUUUGAAACUUCAGAUAUAUGAAACAAUGGGAUUCAGCAACACUAACUUGUUAGCAGAAAUGUUUAUACCUGUCCCUGAGACUACAGUUCUCACUGGUAGAGCUCGUACAGAAGAAAUAGAGUUUAGCAGCAACCAGCGUGUGAUGUUGGACCACGAAGGAGUUGGGAGUGGCGUGCCAUUUUCAUUUGAAGCUGAUGGUAGUAAUAAGAUUACUUUAAUGACCUCUGGCAAAGUGUCCAGUAGUGUUUCCUGGGCAAUUGGAGAAAAUGGAGUACCCUUAAUUCCUCUAGUAUCACAGCAGAAAACGGGGAUUCCAAGUGCUUUAAAAAAUAUUGAUGCUGUUGCGUCUAUUGGCACUUCAGGCUUAACCGACAUGAAGAAACUAGCCAAGUGGGCAGCAGAAACAAAGCUGGAUCCAAAUGACCCAAAAAAUGCAGAUCUGAUGCAGUUGAUAAUGGUUGCCACUAGUGGAGAUGCUUGUGUUCCUGGUUUCUUCAGACUGGAGCAAUUGCAGCAAGAGUUUAAUUUUGCUUCAGAUGAGGAACUUAACAGAUCAAAAAGAUUCCAACUCCUACAACUCAGACACAGAGAGGUGGCAGAGUUCCGUAAUUAUAAGCAAGUCCCUUUACUUGAAAGAGAAAUAACUGAAAAACUUUUUGAGAACUAUGAGAAAAGGCUCCAUGAGAGGGAUGUAAUUGACAGCAAAGAUCACCUAGAUGCGCACAGAGCUUUAGUUGCCAAGUAUCUCCAGAAGGUUAGAGAAUCAGUGAUAAACCGGUUUCUAACAGCAAAGCACCAUUUCCUUCUUUCUGACUUGGUAAAUGAAGAGGAGGUUCCUAGUCUUGGUAAUUUAGGACUCAGUCUUUUUAAACUGGCAGAGCCAAAGCGACCACUAAAGCCAAGAAGAAAGGAGAGGAAGAAAGUUACAGCACAGAAUCUAUCAGAUGGAGACAUAAAUCUUUUAGUGAACAUUAUUAGAGCUUAUGAUAUUCCAGUGAGAAAACCUGUUUUAAGCAAACUUCAACAGCCAUCCAGAUCUUCAAGGUCCUUUAAUGAGAUGUUUGCAGCAUCUCCAUCGCCUCAGAGCCCAACCCACAGCAUUGAUUGGACUUUCAACCAGGUUUUAGUCCAUCCUUUUGUAGAAGUUUCUUUUCAGCGAACAGUCUGCAGGACAACAGCAGCAGAGGGGCCAAACCCCAACUGGAAUGAGGAACUUGAACUUCCAUUUAGAGCUCCUAAUGGUGACUACAGCACCACAAGUUUGCAAUCAGUGAAGGAUGAAGUGUUCAUUAACAUUUUUGAUGAAGUACUCUAUGAUGUCUUAGAGGAUGAUCAUGAAAGAGGAAGUGGAAUCCACACUCAUGUUGAGAGACAUUGGCUGGGAUCUGUUCGGAUUCCGUUUUCUACCAUAUACUUUCAAACAAGGAUUGAUGGCACAUUUAAGAUAGAUAUUCCUCCAGUACUCCUUGGCUACAGUAAAGAAAAGAACCUAGGAAAUGAGAGAAGUUAUGAUUCUGUCCGAAGUCUGAGCGAGGGGUCCUACCUAACAGUGUUUAUUACUAUUGAACCACAGCUUAUUCCUGGAGAUCCAGUUCGAGAAAAGAUGAAUGAAAUGCUUAAGAAGUUUGAUACCCAAGAAGAUGAGAAGUUGCUCCAAGCAGCAGAGAAGUAUCAGGCUGAAUGUGCAUUGAAGUUUCCAAGCCGCCAAUGCCUGACAACUGUAGUCGACAUAAAUGGGAAAACAGUUUUUAUUACCAGAUAUAUCAAACCUCUGAACCCACCACAGGAGCUCCUUAAUGGUCAUCCUAAUAAUUCUCAGGCAGCAGCAGAGUUGGUGGCUCGAUAUGUUUCUUUGAUUCCUUUCUUGCCAGAUAGUGUGUCAUUUGCUGGAAUCUGUGACUUAUGGAGUACAUCAGAUCAAUUUCUUGAUCUUCUGGCUGGUGAUGAGGAGGAGCAUGCUGUGCUUUUAUGUAAUUACUUUCUUUCUAUGGGCAAAAAAGCCUGGCUGAUAAUUGGAAAUGCUAUUCCUGAGGGGACAACUGCAUAUGUAUUAACUUGGGAGCAAAAUCAGUAUGUGAUUUGGAAUCCCAGUAAUGGACGUUGUUAUGGACAGUUUGAUACUUUCUGUCCAUUGCAAAGUGUGGGCUGUUUGAUUAGCUUCGAUAAUAUCUGGUUUAAUAUCCAACAAUAUGAUUCCCCAGUAAGGAUAAAUUUUGACAUCAGCAAACCCAAAUUAUGGAAAUCUUUCUUUUCACAAAGCUUACCAUACCCUGGUCUCUCAAGUGUUCAGCCUGAAGAAUUAAUUUACCAGCAUAUAGACAAGGCUGCUGCAUUAGAACUGCAGGGCAGGAUCGAAAAGAUACUGAAAGAGAAGAUUAUGGAGUGGAGGCCAAGGCAUCUAACUCGUUGGAACAGAUACUGUACCUCCACGCUCCGUCAUUUCCUGCCUCUCCUGGAACAGUUCCAAGGAAAAGCUGUAGAAGAUGACCACCAGGCAGAACUGCAAAAACAGCUGGGAGAUUACAGGGUUUCUGGAUUUCCUAUUCAUAUGCCAUUUUCUGAAGUGAAACCUUUAAUAGAAGCUGUGCAUAGUACUGGAGUCCAUACCAUCGAUGUUUCAAAUGCAGAAUUUGCUCUAGCAGUAUACGUCCAUGCUUAUCCCAAAAAUGUUCUCUCUGUGUGGAUUUACAUUGCUUCACUUGUUCGUAAUAGAUAAAAGUUUAGACUGGAAUAAAGGCACUCAAUGAGACAGCAACUCCCUAUCAGAGAAACGCUUUAGUGUAAAAAAAAAAAAAAACAUUGUCUCCAAUUAUACAUAAGGGAAUUGUUUGGAGUAUUGUUCACACCCCCUAACAGUGAAGGUGAAAAAGCAUAGUAGUAUUCUGGAUAUUGCCUCUGUAGAGAUUCUGAGGCGCUUUUCAGUCCUUGGCUUUUUGCCUGCAAAGAGAUUAUGUGCAUGCUGGCUUUUGCCUCUGUAUACUAUGAAACACUAUGUAUGGAGCAGAGCCAUUCUCCGGCUUGUACAUAGUUGUGAGGGUAAAAAUGCCAGUAGACACUGGCAGCCUAUACCUGCUAAGCCUCCCAGCCCUGGUACUUUCUGAGCUGCUGUUAGGGUGGGAGAUUUCCCCCCAAAAUAUUAAUGGUAGACCUAGCUUCACCCCUCCCUCCCAUCCAGGCAUGGCCUCAGCAGCUUGGGUAAAACACCUAAAGGAGGAACUCUGCCUACCCACUUUCAGCUGACACCAACCUGUAUGCAUCCUAUGUUGAUGGUUCCAAAACUCUGUCCAGCUCCAAAACAUUCUGUUAGUCUAUAAGAUGCUACAGGACUCUUUGCUGCUUUUACAGAUCCAGACUAACAGGGCUAUGCUAUGUCCAGUGAAGUUACUUCAGUCAAGAGACUGUGACGAAGUUGGGUUUUAUUCAUCUUGUGAUGUUACAUGUGAGUCUAGGGUGACCAGAUGUCCUGAUUUUAUAGGGACAGUCCCUAUUUUGGGGUCUUUUUCUUAUAUAGGCUCCGAUUACCCCCCACCUCCAUCCUGAUUUUUCACACUUGCUGUCUGGUCACCCUAUGUUUCUUACUGUCAUAUACUAAUAUUGUGUGUGCCUCAGUUUUCCUGUGUACUGUACCAAUAUUUCGGUGGUGAGAAUUUGGUGUGUGAUUUUUGCUGAGGCCCUCAGGGCAGGUGAGGCUGCCCAGCAGUCUGCACCUAUGCUAUGGCAGUGCCCUUUGUAACCUGAGACCUGGGAGGGGUUGUGACCAGGUGACACCUUUUUGCCCGGGAAGCAGGACAAAGAGGAGGAGGAGGAGCAGCUGGUGUGUCAGAGGUCAGCUCAUUAGAAGUUGGGCCACCUGGAAGAGGAGGAGUCCAGACUGUCUGGCUCAGGACUUCCCAAGAUGGACUUGACUAAAAGUCACUGAUUUCUGUGAUAGCAAGCUCUGUUCUAUGCUGUGUUCCUGUCAACUAAUAAACCUGUUCUGCAUGCUGGCUGAGAGUCACUGCUGACUGCAGGAGUUGGGGUGCAGGGCCCUCUGGCUUCCCCAGGAGCCUCACCCGAGACACGCUGCGGGAAGCACAUGGGAGGAAGGGGAUACUGAAUGGUCUGAAGUCAGACCCAAGAAGGUCGAAGCUGUGUAAGCUUCUUGCCCUGGUGACAAUAUGCUCAGAGAGAGCAGGCAUGCUACACCACAGUCCUGACUGGCUUCGUAUGGAGUAGUUCCAGAGCAUUGGCUCCACGACAACAGGUGGCAGAGGUGGGAUGAGCUGCACGCCAUGGACAAAGCAUUCUGCAGUAAGUGACUGGGGAGCAGUAAAACAAAGAGGGAUUAGUGAGAGACAGGCAUGCUGGCGGCUCAGAGAAGUGUGGUUCUAGGGGAUGGAGGAGCCUAUGGCUUAACCCUGAGAGAGAAUGGACUCCUGAAAAGGGCUGUCGCACUGAAGGGGUUCUCCCAGGGACAGUGAGGAGCUGCGAGAGCAUCACCCUGUGAGUCCCUUGGCAACUGCGAAAGGAUGGCUUAUAACCAUCUCCUUAAGAACACUAGAGCUGUGCUGAGGGAGAGGGCUGUGAACUGGAAGAUUCACCAAGACACAACUAAUUGCUUAGUUGGAGAAUCAUCGCUCUAAGGAGCUGGUUCCUGAACCAGCUGGGGCCAUGAGAGAGGCUGGGAGCAGCCAGGCAGCCUCAGGGGUCACCCCAGCCACCAACCCAACCAGGGCUGCUGGGAGGCACUGAAAGCAGCCAGGCGAUCCCAGCACCCGUGCACCCGACAAGCAGGGGUAGGUUCCCCGUUGGUGGAGCUGAGAAGGUUAGAGUUGGAAAUGGAACUGGAACUGAAAAAGCUGGAGGACCAUGAGAAGAAACCGGAGGACCGUGAGAGACAGAGGCAGCCUGAAUUGGUGAUGGCGGAGCUGAAAAGCAGAGAGACCCCUACCAUGGUGCGUGGGGAUGGUCCCAAAGCCCCCAGGGAACGCUGAUAUAAAAGUGCUGCCUCAGUUUAAGGAAGGGGGAUGAUAUAGAUGCUUUCCUCACUGCCUUUGAGAAGGCCUGCAAGGUGGACCAGGUUGACCCUGCAGACAGGCUUCAGCAUCUCACCCCAUUACUAGGUCCCAAGGCCAUAGGGAUGGGGUGGAAGCAGGAGCCUAUGAACUGUUCAAACAAGCCCUGCUAUGCAAGUUUGAGCUGACCCGCGAGGCGUACAGGAAAAGGUUCUGGAGUAUGCGAAGACCCAGAGGAUGACCUGUCUGGAACUGGCCACCCUGAUGGGGGAAUAUACCCGUGUGUGUGACUGGGGCUGGGGCGCAAACCAAGGAGGACGUGAUUGAACUGGUGGGGCUGGAGUGACUAGAUGAACUCUGUCCCCCGACCUGAGGAUGUAGCUGGUGGAUGAGCAGUCGAAAGACCUGGCCACGCAGGGUUGCUGCUAUGGAAUGGAAUCCCAGGGUGAUAGGCCCACAUCAGUACAGAGGGAGAAUCACCCAGGGCCUCCCCAGAAAGAAGACUUAGCUAAAUUCUUCCUGAGAGGCACAGCCAAUACCAGAGCUGACCAACUGUCUCCCGAGGACUAAUGGGACAAGAGGUGUAAUUAAUGGAGGCAGAAGAGCCACAGAUGGAUCUGGUGCCAAAAGGUCAGGGACAGGAUGAGCAAACCGAGCCCUCAAAGGGUUAAGUGGGUGGGAGCUCAGCCAGAGGAGGGGCUGGAAGUUUAGCAAUGGCCCAAGAGUGAGGCAUCUCCCCAGCCAGCUCCUUUGGGAGGCUUGAUGCUCUGGAUUCAAAGUUUUCUAUUUACAGGGUCGGUGCAGGAUGGCCCCUGAGGAGCAAGGGCCUCCUUUCCCUGCACAUGGCUGGGAAGCAGGUCACUGGGUAUUGGGACAUGGGCACUCAGGUAGUACUGGCCUGGCCCUAGGGGGUGACCCCAGACCAGGUGGUCCCAAUACCUACCUGAGCCAGAUGGAUGUAGGCGGGUCCCUAUUUAAGGUAUCUGUGGUGAGGGUAUGUCUGAAAUGGAUGGGCCUCAAAGAUGUGGGGGUGCACUAGCAGUCACCAGCUGAGGUAUUGUGGCGAGUGACCUGGCAGAUUGGUCAGGUGGCCCCCAGAAGGCCCUAGUCAUUACCUGUAGCCAGAGCCAGUGGGGCAAUCUGCCCUGACACUGGGGAGGGUAUCCUACAGGAGCUGCAUGGCCCUACCGUGGCAGGAAGGGAGUCACCAGGGACAGUACGUGGUGGGGCUGCGGCCUUGGGCACAGCUAGUGAGAGAGAGCUGGUCCCCAUCCCUUCCCCAGCCACUGAAUUCCAGGUCAAGCUGCAGCAGGAUCCCUCCUUAGAGAAGCUGAGGGAACUUAACAACUGCAGCAAGCUGCUGGGAAGGAUUCUGCUGGGAGAAGGGAUUCAUGUUCCGGGAAUGGGCUCCCCCAGGGGAAGUGGAACAGUGGGGGAUCAGGAUGCAGCUUGUAGGGCACCCGGAAGUACCACCGCAGGCUACUGUAUCUGGCCCGUGAUGUCCCUCUCUUGGGACACCAGGGAAUCCAGCGCACCAGACAGAGGCUGCUAUAGAACUUUUACUGGCCUCGAGGCUUUGAUGCUGUCCAACAGUACUGCAGGUCCUGCACCCCCUGCCAAAGGUGGGUAAGACCCAGGACAAUAGAAAAGCACCUUUGAGGCCCCUGCCCAUCAUAGAGGAGCCUUUUCAGAAAGUGGCCGUGGACACAGUGUGGCCCUCAGCAAGGUGACUUGGA